AUGUCCGCAAGUGCUGCCACUACAAUGGAGUACUAUAGCGCAGUAAUUGAGCUGACAAAAGAUGUUCUAGCUAUUCUCGCUUUGACUCUUGGUGUUGAGUCUAAUUAUUUCGACCCGCUGACCGAUGGUGCGCCAAAAGACGAGGAUGAAAAGUUGAACCGAGGAAUUGGAGCGCACAAAGAUUUUGGCUGUGUCACUCUCCUUCAGGAUGAAGUGGAUGACCUACAAGUUUUUGAUGCACCAACAGGUCAAUGGCUUGACGUCAAGCCUGUUCCUGAAGCAUACGUUGUAAAUCAGGGAAAUCUCUUUAUGCGCAUGGCGAAUGAUAAGUACAAGUCUUACACACAUCAAGUGACCAACAAGUCAAGUAUCGAAAGAUAUUCCAUCCCAUUCUUCCUAGGUAGGAACCCUGACUAUUUUUGCAAGUGCCUACCCAAUCGCUGUGAGACUGGUGAGAUGGCGAAGUAUUCACCUAUUACUGUCCAAGACAUGGUCACAUCUGCCUAA
Molecule: messenger RNA, 507 nt
Organism: Penicillium taxi
Lineage: Eukaryota; Fungi; Ascomycota; Eurotiomycetes; Eurotiales; Aspergillaceae
Exons: 3
Coding region: 1-507 (168 amino acids)
Molecular function (GO): dioxygenase activity
Source: RefSeq, a predicted model, not a curated record